Molecule: messenger RNA, 1004 nt
Organism: Telopea speciosissima
Lineage: Eukaryota; Viridiplantae; Streptophyta; Magnoliopsida; Proteales; Proteaceae
Exons: 4
Coding region: 98-937 (279 amino acids)
Molecular function (GO): protein binding
Source: RefSeq, a predicted model, not a curated record
GAUACAUUGAUUGCAAGUUAGUUACCCCCUCUCUCUCUCCAGUCUCCACUCACUCUGCAAAACCUCUCACUCGCUGUUUGGUCCUCUGUCUACUCUAAUGGCGGAAACUGUUCAAAUAGAAAGCCGGAAGAAGAAGAGGAAGAAGAGGAAGGAGGACACUGCAGAAGUUGGGGAAGAGUGGGAGGAAUUUGUUUCUGGAGACGAUAAAGAUGAUGGAGAAGGAGAAAGAGUUGUGCCCAGUUGGGACAAGGGCAAGAAGAGGAAGAGAUUUGUGGAAGAAAAGGAAGAGAGGUCUGAGCUUCGUCAGGACCCUCUAGUUGUUUUUGGCUCGGAUAUCAUGUUGAUGAUAUUGAGCCGUCUGGAUGCACGCAGCGUGGCACUUUCACUCCUUGUCUCUCAUGGAUGGCAUGGAGUUGCUUCCAGCGAUAGGCUCUGGAGCAGUAAGUUGAAGGAAUUGUGGCUCGGGAAAGCACACAUACCUUGUUCAUCGCAAGUUCGAGGAAUAUCAAAGUUGGCUGCUUAUUCGUUGUCUGUCUUGGACGCCAAACGUAUCCGCAUCAUGAAGGAGGACCUCUGUGAUCAUGUCUGGGAAUUUCGUUUUACCAAGGCUGCUCCUGAAUAUUGGCGGAAUCUGGAUCCUUUUUGGAAAGGCACAGGCCCUUCUAUGCGCCGCUACUUCCAGCCAGAUGGAACCCAAACUGCAGAUUCCGGUGACCAGGUCUGGGGUGGUCACGAGUGUACUUAUUCAAUAGUUACCAGCUUUGUAGGAGAGGGAAGGAUCAGGGAACACUAUGUAAGGAUAAAUAGAUGGCCCCAAAUGUCUGUGUCAAGGAAGCAGGACUGGAGCUGGGAGCUAGGCAACCACUUGUACUGUUACUCAAGCAUCCCCGAUGCUGAUAAGGAGGGUGGCACUGGACCGUUUUUUCCAGUGUGGUAAGUUGAUAGCAAGGAAACUAUCAGCAUCCUCAUCCCUGUCAGGGUUUCAGUUUAGAGUAUAUAUGGUU